AUGUUUCCUUUUACAAUCGUUUUUAACUCCAGGGAUGUGCACCUCGAAAGGAUAGCUGCCAGGCUUCAAAAUGAAGGACAUGAAGUGACCUUGCUUGUUGCCAACCAUUACAAAUCUACUCGUGAUUUAGCAGGUGUGACUCUUUUAAGGCUUCCUGCUUUAUUAAAAGCAAAAGAUGACAAAGAAGAUGAAUCAUUGAUUUCUUCACCACUGGUCAAAGUUGGCAAAGACCCAAUUACCUGUUUCAGAGAUCUUCUUGAAGAGGAUCUGAGGUUGUGCGACGUUCUUUUUAAAGACAACCACGUCCUGCAAAAACUGAAGGAGGCUAACUACUCACUUUUACUGUUUGACUGGGAAAAUCUUGGGGCAUCAGCUAUAUUAGCUCAGUUUCUGGCAAUUCCAUCUAUUUCCCUCAGUUAUCAAGGAUUUACAGAAUAUUGGUUGAUAACUCACCAACCGUCAUUCUACGCUUACACCCCUCAUUAUCUCAGCCGUUUUUCAGACCACAUGGGAUUUUGGGAGAGGCUAGAAAACGUAAGGAUGAUGAUAAGUGAUAACCUUUUGUAUGAUGAAUUCAUUUCGCGUGCUGAGGUUUUAAAAUUGAGACAUUUCCCGAAUUCCAGUUGGCCGCACCUAAGGUACGCACACGAACGUGUGUCGAUGCAUUUGAUUGCGCAUGCCCACUUUGCCUUUGACUACCCGCGUCCAAUUAUGCCGCACGUGCAGACUAUCCCCGGUCUUCUCUGGAACCCGCCAAAACCGCUUUCUAAACCGUUUGAAGAUAUAAUGACAUCUGCCACAAAUGGCGUCAUCAUUGUUAGUUUUGGUACGGGAUUCCCUACUCUGCCGAAAGCUAAGGCGGAGAUUUUCGCCAAAGUAUUUGCCAAACUUUCUCAGACGGUAAUAUGGCGCUACGUAGGACCCCCUCCGAGGUCGCUUGGAAACAACACUCACCUUGUGAAAUGGAUUCCACAGAACGACGCCCUUGCACACCCGACAACCAAGCUGUUUAUCACUCACUGUGGCGUUAGUAGCACGUGGGAGACCCUAUACCACGCCGUACCUGUGGUGGCCAUGCCACUCUUGUGGGACCAAUACCAGAAUGCUAGAAAAUUAACUGAACGCGCUAAGAUGGGACAGACUGUCUCGUUCCUUACUCUUACUGAGACUGACUUAGAGAAUGCCAUCGAAAAAGUUUUAAAGGACAGAUCUUACAAAGAGAACGCUCAAAAGAUGUCUGUGCUUCUUCAAGAUACCCCCUGGACGGGAUAUGAAGAGUUGUCGUAUUGGAUAAACUACGUCAUACGUCACAACGGGACUCUGUUCCUUCAUUCACAGCCUCAGUACCUACUGACAUGGUACCAGUAUUUUCUGAUUGAUAUCAUUGUGUUCGUCACGGGGUUAUGCUGCCUGGUCAUUGUCGGGACCUUUAUAUGUCUGGUCGGCCUAUGGCAAGUGCUUAAGCUGCUUUUGACAUUUCCCACCAGAAAAAUUAAAAAUGCUUGA
Messenger RNA from Lingula anatina, 1506 nucleotides. Its product is annotated as UDP-glucuronosyltransferase 1A1-like. Gene Ontology annotation, molecular function: UDP-glycosyltransferase activity. NCBI's taxonomy places the organism in Eukaryota, Metazoa, Brachiopoda, Lingulata, Lingulida, Lingulidae. The record is from RefSeq and is a predicted model, not a curated record.